AUGUUUGCAAACUUUGAGCUGUGGUCGGGUGGCAUGGUCGAGCACUCGACCAAGGCAAGUCUGCCGCGAUCCACAAGCGGUUGCAUUCCCUGCCGCCGCACCAAGAAAAAGUGCGACGAGAGGCGGCCGGCUUGCGGGCGCUGUGUACGGCGAAGUCAAGGCGAGUGCACUUGGCCGCGGCCUACAUCCUCGCCCUCCUCCGCCACGGGCCCAGAUGACGGACAGCAGCCUCAGGAUGGGAGAGAGGCUACUCUGUGCACGGUGAGGCCUAGCACCGAUUCUGUGCUUGGCAUAUGUGCCACCAUGCCGGGUAUCCCACCUGCGUUUGCCUGGGAGUUGAUGUGCUAUGCCAACCGCGCAAUUCACGGCGCCUACUUUGACGAUCACUACUCCAUCUUUAUCCCCUUACUCCCGCUGCUGGCCGAGUUUCCCUCUUAUGCUUACACAUGGCUGGCACUAGGGGCUGCUCAACUAGCGCAGCAACUACCGUCCGCAGAGAACCCAUUGCGACUCAUGUCUCUAGAAUACCACUCGCAGGCAAUAGGCAGCCUGCGCCAACACCUCCACUCUGCCCCAGUGCCUCAGGAAUGGGCCCUGUGCUCCAUGCUGCUACUUCACAUUUUCGAAAAGUUUGGGGACGGGUACCGAUCGCCCUCGGAUGCACAUGUCAAGUCGGCGCGAAGCAUCUUUCUCCGCCAUUUCACCCAUUCGCCUCCGAGAGACAUGCGCCACAUUCUACAGCUAGAGAGCCUGGUAUACCGAGUCGCCAUUACUAGCACUUUCCGGCUAGGGCCUAUGUGUCACCUAGAGGAAUACUCCUCCCUGGACGAGCUCCUCGAUAUAUGGGCGUCGUCACCGAUCACUUGUGGUUUGUGGCAACAUAGCCUCUGGAUCGGUCUGCGGCCGCCCAUAUUCAAUGCAGUCUUUAAGCUAUCAGUCCUCCUCCGUCUCGUGCCCCUCCAACCUUCCUGGAGGUCUGAGCUGGACAAGCUAGAAGGCAACUUUCGGCACUGUCUUGGGCCUUAUGAGGCGUGGCCGUCGCACAUGGGCGACCCAGAUCACCCACCGGAUAGCGGUGGCAGGCCUUGCUUGUCGCUAGCAGACCAGGCCCGCGCCGCACACUGCCUUUACGCUUAUGCCUGCCACAUAAUCACGAUCAAAUUGCGGGAUCCUGAGUCAACGCAGUCCGGGGAUCAGAUCCGUCGAGUAUCCCGCCUCGGUUUCCGCCUUCUGGCGUACCUGGCAAAAGCGGGGUUCCUAUCACCAGUGUUGAUAUGGCCAGCCGCCAUCAUCAGUCUCGCCGCGUCGAGUCCGGAGGACCAGGAUAUAGCGACGCUGUACAUCAACGGUCUAGCCCACAAGUCUGGAUCACGGGCCAUUACAUCAGUAAUGCGCCUUCUGCACCUUGCAUGGACGAGAACCAGUAAAGAAUGGGCGGCCGGAACGAAUAUACUCUUUGACUUCGAAGCGCUCGGCGACGUUUUUAUCUGA
Molecule: messenger RNA, 1491 nt
Organism: Clonostachys rhizophaga
Lineage: Eukaryota; Fungi; Ascomycota; Sordariomycetes; Hypocreales; Bionectriaceae
Source: the annotation of a GenBank genome assembly